UUAUUGUAUUUGUAAUAUUUCUCUAACUGAGGAAAAAUAUUGUUUUGCUUAAUUUUAUGAAUGUUUUAUAGAUAUUUAGCGAGUUUCUGCCCCAGAGUAUCUUAUAAAUCUGGGCUUUUUGUGAAUGUUAAAGCCAAAUAACUUUGAAAUAAUUAAAAAAUGUCUCCAAGGAAAGAAGUAAAAAAUUUGACACCAAAAAGAAAGAUUGCAAGAAAUACAAAACGGACUGUGGUUAAAGAAAAACGUAAAUUAAACAUGCCUGCUAACAUCAAAGUUAGCAUACCACUGAAAAGAGCCGGAGUUGUACCAAUGCCACGGAUACAGCGAAAAGUAGACAAAGAAACACAGUUGCUACUAGCAAAUGAAGUUGCUAACUCACAGCUGGUUCCAAAAACGGGAAAAAAGAAACUGAUAUCAGAUUUUUUUCAAAAUCGUAUUGUUAUUGAAAAUGCUAGUACAGUUUCAGGUCCCAAAGCUAAUAAUCCAGUAGAAACUAUGUCAAAAUCGCAAACUGCAAAAAAACAGCUCCUGCAAAGAAAACUAUUGCAAGUACACAGCCAACAAGGAGAAUAGUAACAAGAAAAAGAUUAGCUGAUUCAACAGCAGAAAACACUCCAAAG
This is a messenger RNA of Trichoplusia ni (cabbage looper), 620 nucleotides long. RefSeq lists its product as uncharacterized. The record is from RefSeq and is a predicted model, not a curated record. NCBI's taxonomy places the organism in Eukaryota, Metazoa, Arthropoda, Insecta, Lepidoptera, Noctuidae. Bases 160 to 573 code for a protein of 137 amino acids. The transcript has 5 exons.